Messenger RNA from Staurois parvus, 579 nucleotides. The record is from the annotation of a GenBank genome assembly. Lineage: Eukaryota; Metazoa; Chordata; Amphibia; Anura; Ranidae.
AUGCAGGCCAUCAAAUGUGUGGUGGUGGGAGAUGGAGCUGUCGGGAAGACCUGCCUCCUCAUCAGUUACACGACCAAUGCCUUCCCUGGCGAGUACAUCCCCACCGUAUUUGACAACUAUUCAGCCAAUGUCAUGGUGGAUGGGAAGCCCGUAAACCUGGGACUCUGGGAUACUGCUGGUCAAGAAGACUACGAUAGACUGAGACCUCUCUCCUACCCUCAGACGGAUGUUUUCCUGAUUUGCUUCUCCCUUGUCAGUCCAGCGUCAUUCGAAAACGUCAGAGCAAAGUGGUACCCAGAAGUACGACACCACUGCCCCAACACCCCCAUCAUAUUAGUGGGCACAAAACUGGACUUGAGAGAUGACAAGGACACCAUUGAACGGCUGAGGGACAAGAGGUUGUCACCAAUUACAUAUCCUCAGGGUCUGGCUAUGGCCCGAGAAAUAGGCUCUGUCAAGUACCUGGAGUGUUCGGCUCUCACCCAACGUGGCUUGAAGACCGUCUUUGACGAGGCCAUCCGUGCCGUUCUCUGCCCUCCACCCGUCAAGCGGCCCGGCAAGAAAUGCACUGUGUUCUGA